Molecule: messenger RNA, 767 nt
Organism: Erinaceus europaeus (western European hedgehog)
Lineage: Eukaryota; Metazoa; Chordata; Mammalia; Eulipotyphla; Erinaceidae
Product: placenta-specific gene 8 protein-like
Exons: 5
Coding region: 114-443 (109 amino acids)
Biological process (GO): positive regulation of transcription by RNA polymerase II
Source: RefSeq, a predicted model, not a curated record
GAGAGGAGGGGAAGACACAGAGGGGAAGAGAAAGAUAGACACCUGCAGACCUGCUGCACUGCCUGUGAAGUGACUCCCCUGCAGGCAGUGCCAUUUUGAACUUCAUCUGAAAAAUGAAUCCAGUCGUUACACAGCCAGGCUUUGGUGGAGGUGGUGCCAUGGUCAGUGACUGGCAAACCGGAACCUUUGACUGCUGCAGUGAUAUGGGAGUUUGCCUCUGUGGAACCUUCUUUCCUCUGUGCCUCUCAUGUCAGAUCGCCUCUGAAAUGAAUGAGUGCUGCCUGUGUGGAGGCAGCGUGGCCAUGAGGACCAUGUACCGGACCCGAUACAAUAUCCCGGGAUCUAUUUGCAAUGACUUCAUGAUGCUGGCAUGUUUCCCUAGCUGCGCCCUCUGUCAACUCAAGCGAGAUAUUAACCGAAGAAAAGCAAUGAAUGCUUUAUAAAAAGAGCUUGAUGUAAGCACACUGUGGUAAAGGAAAGAUGGAAUGGAAUUCUGCAUCUAUUCUGUAUUUCAAUUACUCAUCCUCAAAUUCUAGAAGCUAGCUCAAUAAUCAAAUGCUUUCAAAUGAUGUACAAACAUUUUUAAUUUCUGGGACUCUUGAAGGAUGUGCACUUCCAAUGAUGUUCUCUGAAAUGACUGCAAUUGAAAGUAUAUCUCCAACUAUUUCUAUGCUUUUAAAUUGUUGCUUUGUGGAAGUUUUAAUAUCUUUUUGAAUGAACACAAAGUUGUCAAAAUAUUAAAGGUGAAUGAUGAGCACAUGGAAAGA